Falco peregrinus (peregrine falcon) is the source of this 384-nucleotide messenger RNA. RefSeq names its product killer cell lectin-like receptor subfamily G member 1. NCBI's taxonomy places the organism in Eukaryota, Metazoa, Chordata, Aves, Falconiformes, Falconidae. The transcript is spliced from 3 exons. Bases 1 to 384 code for a protein of 127 amino acids. The record is from RefSeq and is a predicted model, not a curated record.
AUGUAUGAUUGUUUUGCAGACUGUCCGUGUCCACGCUGCCCUGAGCAGUGGGUGGCCUACAGAGAAUGCUGCUACUUCUUCUCCAGGGAGAGGAAGGACUGGCAUUCCAGCCGGGAAUCCUGCCAGGCACAGGGAGCUCACCUCCUGGUGAUCAACAGUACCAGUGAAAUGGACUUCUUCCAGAUAAUCUACAGUAAAUCCUACUGGAUCGGUUUGAAGAACACUGGUGGUGGCUGGAUUUGGGAAGAUGGCUCAAAACUGACUGACAGAAAGGUCCUGUUCAACAGCUUUGUGCAGAACUGUGCCACUCUGGAGUAUGGUGUCAUCCGUGCUUCUAGCUGCGAAAUCCCUGCCCCAUGGAUCUGUGAGAAAUCUCUUCAGUGA